Messenger RNA from Solea solea (common sole), 3264 nucleotides. RefSeq names its product activity-dependent neuroprotector homeobox a (gene adnpa). The coding region runs from base 330 to 2852 and encodes 840 amino acids. Gene Ontology annotation, biological process: regulation of gene expression. NCBI's taxonomy places the organism in Eukaryota, Metazoa, Chordata, Actinopteri, Pleuronectiformes, Soleidae. The record is from RefSeq and is a predicted model, not a curated record. Gene Ontology annotation, cellular component: nucleus. The transcript has 4 exons.
ACGGUGAUGCUGUUAGCUAGCAGGCUGGGCUGAGCACCGGUGCAAGCUUGAGAAGUAAAGACUGGAUACCGGGACAUCGUUGUGUCGGCAGUCUUCGCCCCUAGAGUCCUUGGUUUUCAUGAGAUGUUUAGCACAACGCUACAACUUUUGUCCUUGCACCGAGCAACUGCUGCAGAGCAGAUGCGCUUAGCUUAGCUUAACCGUGAAGUCUGAGAGUCUCAGAGCGAACAUCAGCUCAUUCUGCUCCAGACCAGACCACAGGCGUCUUUGUUAGCACUACACGUGUAGUACGACAGUCACCGUGAGCCGAGUCAGUUUCACGCGGAGCGAUGUAUCAAGUGCCAGUGAAUAACCUUACAAGAAUACGAAGAGCAAGAAAACAAGUGAAACAUGCUCUUGGAGAUAUUGGUCUGGAGUUCUGCAAAGAAGCUGCUGAGGAGUUCAAAGAGUUUUGCCCUGAUGAGCAGUUUGUAAAAAGCAGUCUUUGCCUUGAUAUCUGUGCAUGGGAUCCAUCAUAUUCUAAAACACAGGAUUACAGAUCAAAACCAUUUUGCUGCACAGAGUGCCCGUUCUCUUCAAAGUACUACUCAGGCUACAAGAAUCACUUCCGCAACGUACACAGGAAAAGCUUUGACAGUAAAAUUCUGCUCAACUGUCCUUACUGCACAUUUACUGCAAGCAAGAGAACUUUAGAGACACACGUUAAGAUAUUCCAUUUACCCAGUACAUCACGGCAGAACUAUGGGAACAUGCAGAGAACUGCGUUACGGAAGAUUGACAAACCACAUGAUAAAAUCAGGCAUGGAGACGGCGUGGAAAGAGCAAUGUACUUUUGCAAAAAGUGCACAUUCCGGGACAGUCUCUACAACAUUGUGAGAAGGCACAUUUAUAGGGAACAUUUUAAGCAUACUGUCGCACCAUAUCUUGGUAUGGUGUCUGAAUCAUCUGUCAAAAAUGGUGCCAAUUCUGUCAGUGGUAACAACAUCCUCUGUAAACGCUGCCAGUUUUCCACACGUAGCUACGAGGCUUUAGUGCAGCACGUUAUAGAGUACCAUGAACGCAUUGGUGCUCAAGUAACCACCAUGAUUGGACAUGCUAAUCUUCUUGUCUCCAAGGCUCAAACCUUACCAGUUUCUUCUACGUUGGUUAGUAGGGGCCACCCACUUAAAGUUGACCCAACAGCACAACCAGUAAUUGGUUAUUUGAAGCCAGCACCCUCUGUUGUUAAAAAUAAGUCCCACGUUGUAGCCAAACAGGUACGUGUUUCCGUUCCUUGCAACAGCACUGUGACUGACAGUAAUGCUACAGGUAUAUGCACAGCCCAAACACAGAAGUGGAAAAUAUGCACAGUUUGCAAUGAGCUUUUCCCUGAAAACCUCUACAGUGCCCAUUUUGAGAGUGCACACAAGGCUAAGAGAGUAUGGGCACUGGCCAAGUACAUCAUGAAAAUCCACAACUUCACAAGCAAGUGCUUGCUUUGCAACCGCUACCUGCCCAGUGACACUCUGCUCAACCACAUGUUGAUUCAUGGGCUCACCUGUCCACAGUGCCACUCAACUUUCCACAGUGUUGAAAAAAUCAUGGAGCACGUGGCGCAAACGCACCCUGAUGAUUUUGUCGGACCCCCUGGUGCAACACCCCUAACAUUUGAUCUCACCAUUAAACAAGAGAAGUCCAGUAAUGUCCAGCUUGUUGUUCUAACUUUUAACAUGAAGGAAUCUGCCAAUGGUCAAGAUCAGUCUGCAUCUGCUCAAAACAGUUCCCCACCUGUGGUCAAACUGACUGCUCCUAGAAUGACUGACAGAAAAAGCGAACUCAGUAGAAGUUUCCCAACUCACAAGAGUGAGGUAGGGAAGACGCUGUGUCCGCUGUGUUUCACCAUCCUCAAAGGUCCCAUCUCUGAGGCUUUGGCCAUGCAUUUAAGGGAACGACACCAGGUGCUCCAAACAAUGCACCCUGUUGAGAAAAAGAUGACAUACAAAUGUAUUCAUUGCUUAGGAGUCUACACUAGUAACAUGGUGGCCUCCACGAUAACACUGCAUCUUGUGCAGUGCAGAGCUGUUGGAAGGAACCAGGCAAGCCAAGGCUUCAAGUCUGCCCUGACUCUCAACUCCUCAGGGGCUGGCUUCUUGAAGAGGCAGCCAGCAACACAGGCCACAUCCAAUCCAAAGAGAAUGAAGAUCAACAAGGAGUCAAAGUUUUCUUCCACCACUAUUGGGAAUCAAGCCGAUUCUGAUGGUCUUGCUUUGGAUCCAAGAAGCUAUGAGCACAAGACCUAUGAGGCCAGGAAAGAUUUCCUGACUGCCUACUUCAACCGGCGACCGUACCUCUCUCCUCAAGAAGAGGAAAAGCUGUCUGCAAGUCUGUGGUUGUGGAAGUCUGACAUUGCUAGUCACUUUGCAACCAAACAGAAGAUUUGUACAAAACUCUGUGAGACCAAGAAGAUGUCUGUGCUGCUUGGCUUCGACAUGCAUGCGCUCAAGAAAGUUAAGCAUGACUUGAUGUUUGAGGAGAGCAAGAUUGAUUUCUCUUCAGUCGGCAGAUCUGGGGGCCUCAAGUCUGGCAAUCCAAGCACGGACCAAAACAAACAGCGUAAUACAAACUGUAGUUUAAAUUUCAGUACAAACACGGAGACUAUUUCUAUUGACUCAGACAGUGAACCAGAAACAGAAGGGGGACCUACUGAGAAUGGAGAUGUUGACAUGAACCAACAGGAGAUUGUAGAAUCCCAGGAUCCACCAGAGCUGACAGAGCUGACAGAGCUGACAGAAAGUGAGAACACAGAUGACACUUCGAGAGAGGAGAGUUCUUUACAAGAUGUGGAAGCAAACCCGGAGGUGACUCUCUGUUAGUGCUUCUGCCGAGUGGUGUGUUGGUUCAGUUCAAAAGUUCAAGUAUGUAUAAACGAAGAUGAGGCCGAAAAAACAGAUCCAGAGACACAAAUAUCUGGUCAAAUGAUUCAGUUACUAAAAUAUUUCCACACAUUUAACUCAUUACCAGUGCUGAAAUAGAUGGGAAGAAUUUACAAGUUAGUGCAUAUUUAAGUGACUCUGUACUUCAACUAUUAUUCUUUUAGUAUCUUCAUGAAAUCUGUUAUUCACUGGUUAUUGGUCACAUUAUUUAGGGUUAUAUUAAAAUUCUUCCAUAUGUUUUUUUUCCUUAAAUGUGACAAAGAACUGUUGUAGAACAUCAUUUCACAUUUAGAAAGUGUAGUACAUGCUAAAUGCUUAUGUACACGGUUUAAUAAAUAUGUUUGUUACAAAA